GGCAACCAAGUUUUUCGUAAUCUAAUUAAGUAGUUAUCAAUAUUUUCAGCGUGGCCGUUAUUGCAUACGUAUUGCGUCUUAAAUACAAAAUUAACAGCACCAUAGCUAAUAGCUAAUAGUUGGAUCGUCAAAAGCCAAGAUUUGCCUGAAAAAGCCUGUAUCGUCAACAUUGGUCCGCAGAUCACUAGUACUUUAAACGGAUACCGGAAAUACGAAGAAGCGCUCCCAUCUGCAGAUGACCGGCGAUGCUGACAGGAAUUUUGAAGCUAUGUCUGGAAACUCGCAGUUACCGUAUUUGGCGGCAAAACUCCGGUUGGCGCAUGAGAACUUCCGGCAGAGAAGACUGAGAGAAGUGGAGAAUCGGGUCCUAAUUGCGGCACAGGAUAGUGCCAUCGAUGCCCUCCGGUUUCAGACGUUCAUGGAAAUGGACUUCACCGAGAAGAGAAUCGCACGCACUGACACUAUGACGGACGCUGAGGUGCGGAGAUUGGAAAAACUCAUUCGCGAUAUGAGCAGCCGAGCGCCUCUGUAGACAGUACUGGUAGAAAAUCUGAUAGAAAAUCAGUAAUAAUGCACACAAAAAAAGUGGCGAUAAUCGGAAGUCGUUUACAGUUCUCGAAGUUUACUCGCCAAAACGCUACUCCCACAACAAAAUAAAUCGGUUGAAAGACAGCUCUGAGCUUUCCUUGUACAUCUGUUUGAAUCGAUCAACUGUAAAUAAAAUAAAGGGUGACACUAUACUGACUAUAGCUACCCCAAACACCCUCGUUUUUUAUAGCCACCCAUUUUCCACACUCC
Molecule: messenger RNA, 798 nt
Organism: Paramacrobiotus metropolitanus
Lineage: Eukaryota; Metazoa; Tardigrada; Eutardigrada; Parachela; Macrobiotidae
Exons: 5
Coding region: 236-532 (98 amino acids)
Source: RefSeq, a predicted model, not a curated record